Molecule: messenger RNA, 1766 nt
Organism: Schistocerca nitens (vagrant locust)
Lineage: Eukaryota; Metazoa; Arthropoda; Insecta; Orthoptera; Acrididae
Exons: 8
Coding region: 250-1305 (351 amino acids)
Source: RefSeq, a predicted model, not a curated record
UACAUGCUGUUGGUAGGUGUCGGUGGCGCUGUUGGGCGGCGCUUGUUGUAGAAAAAAAGCUAUAUCGCUGACUUUUCGUGUGAUAAGCCCUCGUGUGAUAACAAAAGAAUGUGUUGAACGACGCUUGGAAAAAGGUGCCGGUUUCUUCGAAAUUAUGUAUACGGUGACUAGAAAUUAUGUAUGAAGAUAACAUGAAGUCAACAAUGCAUCUUUCGAGUUCAUGUCGCAGGCUGUUUACUUAGCGCACGCAUGGCGGCGAUCGGCUCUGCCACACUGACGGCACCACUGAUCUGCAGCCACGAAGCGGCGACACCCGCGUCGGUGGCACUGCCGGUUUAUGAUGACGAAGUGGGUCUCGGUGGGCUGCCGGACCGAGGACCCGACGACCGGCCGGAGAGGGAACUCUGCCCAGGUGACUCCGCUCGCCUCUCGCACCUCGACCGACUGGCGAUCGGCCGGCUGCAGGAGGUGGCGGCGUCCCGCCCCGCGCCGGCCUCCACGUCCGGGUCGCCGUACACCGGCCGGCUGCGACACGCGUACUGUACGGACCCGGCCGGACGUGAGUGCCGGGAUCUCGGUUCGGACCUGCACUCGGAGGAUCCGGCCCUGCCGCACGGAAGCGUGGGAGGCGUCGGCAAGUCGGAGUGGUACCCCUACGCCUGCUACUACUGCGAGUGCAGGUUCAAAUUCGUGAGCGCUCGCAGCAUGCACAUUGUGGACGUGCACACGAACUUGAUCAUCUCUUCCGGGCCGAACGAGGCAGAGCCCGAGAAUCGGCCAGGUGACGCAUUCGGUGGUGAAGACUCCGACCGCAGCCCCGCCAUCAACUUCGACACCCCGAAGGAAGUACUGGCACACCGAGAAGCGGGUCACCCCUGGCCAGAGCCCCCGGCGGAAGAGUUGUCACCGUCUCGCGCCGGGGCCCACGGGGCGUUGCAAUCGGAGAGGGAGCCGCAGUUCCCACAGGUGCCGGCGUCUGGCACGGAAAAGGGGUCCGGGUCCGCCUUCUGCCUGCUACAGGUGCAAAUGGAUACUCCCUCAUCUCCGAAGCGAGAGAUCGAGGCCAUAUAUGUCAACGAAGAAAGUCCGUUUCUGCAGGAGUGCGAGUUGCCUGACGGCCCCGGUAGUGCCCGGGAUCCCCUGAGCUUCGACGAAGAGAUGGAAGCAAAAGGAAGUGAUCUCGGCACAUCGACAAGGCGCGAUGGUGAACGCUCGUCUCCACUGGCUGUGGAGACCUGCUUAUGCUUUGGUGCCGCAGCCUGGCAGCACUCGGAAGUCGAGGAGAAAAGGGGUGGAAGUGAUUGAAUAACUGAAGAAUGGUUGAGACAACUGUUACCAGAUCUGUAAUGUCAAAGCAUCACACAUACAUGUUACGAUCUAUUGUGAUCUACAAGUCGUGAAUGGUAUGCAUCAUCCGAAGUUGUAAAAGUAAUUCUACAGUAGAAUUGGUGCUGUUGUAAUACAGAAUAAUUAUUAAAAACCUGAUUACGUCAUUUCAGUAGCUUAAGUAGGCCAGAGCUCUUUUUCAGGGCCCGCCUCAAUUGCAAAAGGAGAUGUCACAAGGCACGGUUUAGUAAUGCUAUGAAAGAAGUCCACUAAAGCAAUUAACUUCAAGAAAGGUGACCUAAAAGUAUUUUGAAAGUGAAGUUGACACACAUGCAACCGGGUGACAAAUCAUAAAUGUGGUGCAACCCAAUAACAGCUACACUCCAAAUGUAAACAUGAAAAAGUUUUAUUUGUAAUUUUUUUUAAUUUAAGCCGUCUUU